UCUACACCACCACCCCCACCUCCAAGCGACGUGCAGGGCUCCUGAAAGGCAGCUCAACUAAAAAGUGAGCGAGACACAGUGAGAGACACGGCCCUGCUGCACAUUCAAAACAGAGGGAGAGGGAGGGAAGAGAGAGGGUGAGAGAGAGAGAGAGAGAGAGAGAGAGAAGGAGAGUCAGGGACAGGCAGUGCUGAAAAGGAGAGCACAAAGAGAAGGAAAGUGGAGCAGGGGAGGGGAACCGGAGGCUGGGAGAAGGGAGAGGGAAAGACAAAAGAAGGAGAGGGGAGACGUAGCAGGGUGAGCGGAGGGGACUGAGCAAAUGGCUACGGAGGAGACGGCGGGGGGAGCCAGGAAAGCCACCAAGAGCAAACUGUUUGAGUUCCUGGUCCAUGGAGUGCGUCCUGGUAUGCCGUCCGGAGCGAGGAUGCCCCACCAGGGCGCCCCCAUGGGGCCCCCCGGCCCGCCGUACGGCGGCAGCCCGGCGGUGCGGCCCGGCCUGCCCUCCCCGGUGAUGGAGCCCAGCCGGAAGAGGCCCGCCCCCUCCCAGCAGGUGCAGGCGCAGCAGCAGCAGCAGCAGCAGCAGCAGCAGCAGCAGGCCGUCCAGAACCGCGCCAGGAAGAAGCCGGUCGGAUUCCCCGGAGCCAAUGAGAUGCCAGCGAGGCAGAUGGACAUGCGAGAGCCCCAAUCAGAUCCCACGCUCGGAUCAAAUGCUAAGAGAAGGAAAAUGGCAGACAAGAUUCUUCCGCAAAGGAUCCGUGAGCUGGUCCCGGAGUCUCAGGCCUACAUGGAUCUGCUGGCUUUCGAGCGUAAACUGGACCAGACCAUCAUGCGUAAGCGCGUGGACAUCCAGGAGGCGCUGAAGAGACCCAUGAAGCAGCAAAAGCGUAAACUGAGGCUUUACAUUUCCAACACCUUCAACCCCGCCAGACCGGACGCCGACGACUCCGACGGCAGCAUUGCAUCAUGGGAGCUGCGAGUGGAGGGGAAGCUGCUGGAUGACCCGGGGAAGCAGAAGAAGAAGUUCUCCUCGUUUUUCAAGAGCCUGGUGAUCGAACUGGACAAAGACCUGUACGGUCCGGACAACCACCUGGUGGAGUGGCACCGCACGCCCACCACCCAGGAGACGGACGGCUUCCAGGUGAAGCGGCCGGGAGACGUGAGCGUGCGCUGCACCCUGCUGCUGAUGCUGGACUACCAGCCUCCCCAGUUCAAGCUGGACCCCCGCCUGGCCCGCCUGCUCGGCAUUCACACGCAGACGCGCUCCUGCAUCAUCCAGGCCCUGUGGCAGUACGUGAAAACCAACAAGCUGCAGGACUCGCACGACAAAGAGUACAUCAACUGUGACAAGUACUUCCAGCAGAUUUUCGACUGCCCUCGACUGAAGUUCUCUGAGAUCCCUCAGCGCCUUACCAACCUGCUGCUGCCCCCCGACCCCAUCGUCAUCAAUCACGUCAUCAGCGUGGACCCCAACGACCAGAAGAAGACGGCCUGCUACGACAUCGACGUGGAGGUGGAGGAUCCCCUGAAGAGCCAGAUGAGCAGCUUCCUCCUCUCCACCGCCAACCAGCAGGAAAUCGCCUCGCUGGACAACAAGAUCCACGAGACCAUCGAGUCCAUCAACCAGCUGAAGAUCCAGAGGGACUUCAUGCUCAGCUUCUCCAGAGAUCCUAAGGGCUACAUCCAGGACUGGCUGAAGUCCCAGAGCCGGGACCUCAAGCUAAUGACAGACGUGGUCGGUAACCCCGAGGAGGAGAGGAGGGCCGCGUUCUACCACGAGCCCUGGUCCCAGGAGGCCGUCAGCCGCUAUUUCUACUGCAAGAUCCAGCAGAGGAGGCAGGAGCUGGAACAGGCCUUAGCAGUCCGCAACACUUAAAAAAGAAAAAG
Messenger RNA from Salarias fasciatus (jewelled blenny), 1884 nucleotides. It is a transcript of the gene smarcd3b, whose product is annotated as SWI/SNF related BAF chromatin remodeling complex subunit D3b. Lineage: Eukaryota; Metazoa; Chordata; Actinopteri; Blenniiformes; Blenniidae. The record is from RefSeq and is a predicted model, not a curated record. The transcript has 14 exons. The coding region runs from base 320 to 1873 and encodes 517 amino acids.